Messenger RNA from Wasmannia auropunctata (little fire ant), 2106 nucleotides. RefSeq names its product tigger transposable element-derived protein 1-like. The record is from RefSeq and is a predicted model, not a curated record. The coding region runs from base 460 to 2055 and encodes 531 amino acids. The transcript is spliced from 4 exons. Gene Ontology annotation, molecular function: DNA binding. Gene Ontology annotation, cellular component: nucleus. NCBI's taxonomy places the organism in Eukaryota, Metazoa, Arthropoda, Insecta, Hymenoptera, Formicidae.
UACCAAAGAUUAUAUUCAAUUUUUUAACUCUUAAAGUAUAAUAAAUAUUUUUUAAAUGGUGCAUACCACAAUUUAGAGGAAUUAACUCGAAUGUCUUAGCAAAAACGAUAAGAAACGCUUACUCAAUUAAAGUGAAUAAAUUGAUUAUUAACAUUAUUUACAUCAUGUGAAAUGUAAAUUAUAUCAUAAAUUGGUUUAAUUUAAUAAAAUAGUAAAGUACAUAAGUACUUUAUAAAUGUUUUAUGUUAUUUAUUAUAUGCGUCCAGUAAUACCGCAAGAUUUUAAGGCUUGUCCCUAUUAGUGUGCUCUCCUGUUUUCACUGUCAGCCGGCUGACUCGGCUAACCCAUAACCUAAUGUGAAAUGGUCGUGAUGUGACACGCAUUAUUGAAAUUGUAAACCGCGUGAAUCUCUUUGGAUGUGACAGUGCAUUGUACACAUUGAAAUUUAAUUACGUUAAAAUGAACAGCAAGUAUAAGCGUAUAGUAUAUGAUAAAGAGGUGAUGGAUAAAGCUAUAGAAGCAGUAAAAUCAGGAACACCGAUAAAUACUGCCAGCAAAUUAUAUAAGGUUCCACGAUCAUCUCUUCAUAGCAAGAUUAUAAAAAAAUAUAAUCAUGAAAAGACUGGACCAGGUACCGUAUUAACUUCGGAAGAAGAAAAUAAUCUUGUGCAGUGGAUUCUCCAUAUGUGUUCUGUUGGCUGUCCAGUAAAUAAAGAUCAUUUAAUCAAUAGUGUGGCGGUAUUAAUAAAAAAAUUAAAUAAACAGACUCCUUUCAUUGAUGGACGACCAGGUCGUCACUGGUACGAAGGCUUCCUUCGUCGACAUCCACUGCUGAGAAAGAGAAUUAGUGAGAAUGUUUCGCUCUCUAGAGCCUUAGUUAGUGAAGAGUCUGUUAGAAAGUGGUUUAAAGAUGUUGGAUAUUAUUUAAAAGAAAAGAAUCUUGAAAAUAUUGAUAGUUCCAGAAUUUUUAAUACAGACGAAACAGCUUUGUUAUUGAAUCCUAAAGCAGGCUCUGUGUUGGCAAGAAAAGGAUCUAAAAAUGUUUACAACAUAGUAAAUAACAAUGAAAAAGAAAAUCUGACAGUAUUAAUUACCGGCAAUGCUGCAGGUCAGUUGGCUCCAACGUUGGUUGUGUUUAAUUACAAGCGAGUACCUAAUCCUAUUUAUAGUACUCUACCACAAGAAUUUCAUGUUGGCAAAUCCGAAAAGGGAUGGAUGACUGCAAUGCUCUUUUAUGAAUAUAUAGCUAAUAAAUUUUUGCCUUGGAUUGUUGCAAAUAAUAUCCAGUUACCAGUAAUUUUAUUUUUGGAUGGUCACGUAUCCCAUCUAACACAACCAUUAAGUGAAUUCUGCCACACACAUCAAAUAGUAUUAAUAAAUUUACCACCUAACACAACCCAUUUUAUGCAACCAAUGGAUGUUAGUAUGUUCUCGCCAUUAAAAGACUAUUGGAAGAAAGAAGUAAAUAAUUACAGGAUAGAAAAAGAAGUUCUGAGUGUUAGUAAAAAAGAUUUUGCACCUUUACUGGAAAAAGUUUUCAAUAAUAUGGAUCUUGGAAAAAUUUUAUCAAAUGGUUUUCAAAUUUGUGGUUUGCAUCCAUUCUCUGUUGAAGCAGUAGAUUUUACAAAAGUUUUUAUUCGAUCUAAGAACCAGCCAAAUACUGAAACCACUUCAAAAAAUGAUUUAACAACUCAAUUAGUACUCGUCCAAUCUAUUCAAAAAUAUAUUGACCAAUCAACGCUGGAAACAUUCAGAUCCUGUAAAAAUGUGGAAAAAUGGGCGGGACCAACUGAAGACAAAAAUCUUUUUUAUCUCUGGCAAAAAAUAUUAAAUGAUUAUGAUCAGAUUGUCGCUGAAUGUAAUUCUAAGGUCAAUCAGAAUGAGAUGUCUGUGGAAUCAGAACAAGUAAACGAUGAAGCUGAUAUUUCUCAAAGUAAACCAUACUCACAAAUUAUGGAUAGUGAGGCAAAUGUACAGCCGCUGAAUGAAAUUCUACAUGCAGAAGAUUCGAAUGCAAAAAUGGUUAUCUUGCAAGAUAAUGAUCAGAAGAAGUAAAUUCUAAUAUUAUUUGUACUUUUUACAUGGAUGAUGACGGAAAUGUUAAAC